Rubroshorea leprosula is the source of this 762-nucleotide messenger RNA. The record is from the annotation of a GenBank genome assembly. Lineage: Eukaryota; Viridiplantae; Streptophyta; Magnoliopsida; Malvales; Dipterocarpaceae.
CUACAAAAAUAACAAAUAGUAAAAUACAAUUGGAACAAAAGAUCAGAAUAGACCCAUAUCCAUAGGCUGAAGGGAGGUGCACUCAGCACUCGAACAAUCACGAACGACCCAGGAUAUACCAUGACCUUCAGUCGACCGAUCUAUACAAAACACCCUUCUAUCUACCCUUGAAGAAAUUGCGCCAAGCUCCAGGAUGUCGGGGUGGUAACUUGAUCAGACGGCAGCAGUCCCUCGGAACCAACAAUAGAGCCGCGGUGGGCGUCAAAUCUAGCAGCCCUUGUGCGCGCUGCCACAAAUUUGCUGGAGGAGAAAGAAGGCCACCAGAUCUGCACCAAACAGAACAAGAAACAGAAAAAACCAACGAGCCCCUACCAAGAUCAACAAGAAAGAGCCGAGGGUCGUCGGAACUGAAAAAAACAAACUGUACAAGAACACAAAACAAAACAAAACAAUCAGAAAACAGAAAAACCAAAAGGGUUCACCGGAGAGGGACUCAGGAACCGACAGACCCUGAAGGGUCAUCGGAGGAGGGAGCACAGGCCGACCCCAGCAUGCUUGAGCGGUCGAGGAGCCCAGUGGCUCAAGCAGCAAAACCUUGGAAGCUCAAAGGCUUCCGAUCAAAACAAACGCAGUGCAAGAGAAGGGAGGCAAAAGCAAAAGAGAAAGGACAGAAAAGGGGAAAGAAGAGAGAGAGUCCACCUCAUUACUUACUUUCCCCUUAAUUUUUAAAUACUUAAAUUUAAAUAAAUUAAUCUUUGUGUU